UCGCCUAUAUAAAUCCUACCCUUCAUUGCUUUGAAAUUACACAAACACAAACACACACAGUGAUGGCAAAAUCCAAUGGCGAAGCCAAACUAACCGAAUCCGUGGAAGAAUGGUACAAAAACUUCGGGUCAGCAAGGCAAAAAGUUACGAAGCUUCACUUCUAUUUUCAAGACGUCAAUGGUGGAUCGGAUCCAACAGUUUUAAAGGUGGUCGAGCCCACUGCUAAUUCAGCCACAUCCUUUGGCCAAGUUAGCAUGGUCGAUGACUUAGUAACGGAAGGGCCUGAGCCCGAUUCCAAGAAAGUGGGUCGAGCUCAAGGAACUAUAGGAUUUGCAGAUUUGAAUGAUACCGCAUUGCAAAUGGUUCUAAACAUCGAGUUCACUGAAGGAGAAUAUGCGGGCAGCACUAUUAGUAUCCUAGGAAGGAAUCAAAUAUUUCAAGAGUAUCGUGAACUGCCGAUCGUCGGUGGGACUGGUGUUUUUCGACUCGCACGUGGCUCGGUCGUGACAAAUACUUACUCUUUUGACACUGACACCAAAAAGGGUGUUUUAGAAUACACUCUCUUUGUGGUUCAUUAUGAAGCUUGUGCUUAGAACCAUAUUCAAUUGUCUUUAAAAGUUACUAAGUUUCGCUCAAAGAUUAUAUUUGACAAAAUAAGUAACUUUGAGUUACAUUUAAGUGAAGUCAAAUAUUUGUGCUUGUAACUCUUUGAAUUUCAUGCUUUUAAAUGUUUGUCAACUCUUAACUUGUUUAGCUCAAAUAAUUGUGUUAAUUUAAUCAUAUUUCCAA
Olea europaea var. sylvestris is the source of this 789-nucleotide messenger RNA. RefSeq names its product dirigent protein 22-like. The transcript has a single exon. The record is from RefSeq and is a predicted model, not a curated record. Lineage: Eukaryota; Viridiplantae; Streptophyta; Magnoliopsida; Lamiales; Oleaceae. Bases 63 to 593 code for a protein of 176 amino acids.